UUAUUUCACUUGUACCAGUACGAAGCAACGGCCACCCACUGCCCUGUUCGAAGUUCGAACCUUAUCGACCAUGGCUGCUACAACUUGUAGUCUUUCAUCAAUCGCCUCACCAUUUCUUCCCCAGGCGUUUAGGUCAGUCGCCACACGAAUUCAAAUCACCCCAUCCCCAUGCUUAUCCAAAAUGAGGUUUCAACCCUUUCGUCUUCGGACACGGAGAAGUUUUGUUAUUCGAUGCGCUCGAACCGAAUCCAAAGUGGUCACGUUAGGUUCCAGAGCCCCAGAUUUUGAGCUUCCUGAACCUCUUACAGGCAAAGUAUGGAAAUUAGAAGAUUUUGAACCCUAUCCUGCUUUACUGGUUAUGUUUAUUUGUAAUCAUUGCCCAUUUGUUAUACACUUGAAAAAGGAUAUUGUGAAACUUUCGAAUUUCUAUAUGAAGAAAGGACUGGCUGUUGUAGCCAUAUCUUCAAACUCUGUAGCUACGCAUCCACAGGAUGGACCAGAGUUUAUGGCAGAAGAAGCAAAAGCUUUCAAAUACCCCUUUCCAUAUUUAUAUGAUGAUUCACAGGAAGUUGCAAGGGAUUUUGGUGCAGUUUGCACACCAGAGUUCUUUCUAUUCAAAAAGGAUGGGCGAAGGCCAUUUGAGUUGGUUUAUCACGGUCAAUUUGAUGAUUCUCGACCAUCAAAUAGCAAGCCUGUCACUGGGAGGGAUUUAAGUUUGGCAUUAGAUUGUGUUAUGAGUGGCCAACCAGUAUCCACAUUGCAGAAACCCAGUGUUGGAUGUAGUAUAAAAUGGCAUCCAUAGAAGAAGCAAUGAUUACUAAUCUCAUUUUCGGCUGCCCGAAGAUCAAAUUUCCGAGCAAAGGCAGUCAAUGCAACACAGAUUGUUAAAGCCGAACCAAAAAGCAAUGUGAUUUCUUGAAUCAUUUGAUCCAUCCUAUUCCUGUAAUGUUUUCUUUUCUUUUCUUUUCAUUUUUAUAGAGAUGUUUCCUUUUCUAUUGCCAGGGCCGUCAAAUGAAGAGAAAAAAAAAAAGUAUAUCGUUUUCUUUUUUCUGAUCCAAGUUCAGUACAAAUUUAACCGAGUGUAUCAUCCACAUUUUAUAAAAUGUAUGAAAUAUGCAAGUAAAUUUUAGUCUUGCUGCUUUGAUUGCUUCAUACCGGGGAACAAACCAUUUUGUGCUGAAAGCAAUAUUUUGUAGUACAUUUUGGUUGAUGAAAUAGAAAUUACAAUUAGUAUGAGAGCUUUCAAAUUAGAAUAUUACUUGAUAUGGUUAAUUAUGAAGAAACACAAAAUUUAGUUAACUGUGAACGUACCUUUCAAAUCAGUAAUAUGUUGGGAUGUUCGUCUUUUUUCCCCAUUUGUGGUAUAGCUUUGUCACAUUUUCAUGUCCAAGUAUAGGACUUCAUUGCAAAACUUAUCUUUACAGCUUGAUCUUGUCUAAUGCCAAUAGUUUGUCUUUCUAUGAUGUGUAUUUGUUUGUUGAGCUGCCUCCAGACAACUCAGUAGGUUAUGAAGGCAAAAAUUUCUUUUCAUGGGCCCCUCCCUAUAUUGGUUACACCAGCUGCUACCAAACUUAUGUUUCAUGAAGGUUUCUUGGUAAAGUAACAGCAGGUUUGAUUCCCUUUAGUUCAUUUAUGCAAUGGGAAAUACAGCAUUGCAAUCUGCAUCAGAAUGUAACAAGCUGGACGUACUCAGUGUGAAAAACGAGAGAGAGAUCUUCAAGCAGAAGUACAGAUUCAGCCCUGUCAUUAUUGCUGCUACAUACUUCCAACCUAUUCAAAUAAAUGUCAUACUUAACCAGGAAAUAAUAG
Cucurbita pepo subsp. pepo (vegetable marrow) is the source of this 1809-nucleotide messenger RNA. RefSeq names its product Thioredoxin superfamily protein. Lineage: Eukaryota; Viridiplantae; Streptophyta; Magnoliopsida; Cucurbitales; Cucurbitaceae. Gene Ontology annotation, molecular function: oxidoreductase activity. The record is from RefSeq and is a predicted model, not a curated record.